Gaeumannomyces tritici R3-111a-1 is the source of this 630-nucleotide messenger RNA. RefSeq lists its product as hypothetical. The transcript has 3 exons. Bases 1 to 630 code for a protein of 209 amino acids. The record is from RefSeq and is a predicted model, not a curated record. Lineage: Eukaryota; Fungi; Ascomycota; Sordariomycetes; Magnaporthales; Magnaporthaceae.
AUGCAGUCGCAGAUGUACCAGCCGAAGCAAUUCAAGACCCACAAUCUCGACAAAAGCAACAUUCGAGACCACGAUGUCUGGAGAUACAUCUUUGAUCGGGUACUUUAUCCGCUUGAGAAUGCCCUCCUGACGGCAUAUGGGAUCAGUCCGUACAUGCUCCAUGUGGGUCCAGAGCAGCAGAGCAAUGCAGUCGCCCAGCUGUCGGGCUCUUUUGAUGGUGAAGAGAGCGGCGAAGUUGACGAUUACCACAACGAUGUGAGGAGCUCGCUCAACGUGGUGGAUCGGAUCGAGGGACAGAACGCGUCAAGAUCGCAGUGUUGGACACCGGACUACAACUUCCCAGACACCUUCACGCACUCUAUCAGGACCAGGGGAGAAUCCUCACCAAGUAGUCAAAAAGCUUUGUGGGCAAACCUGACAGCGUGGCCUCUCAGCACAACUAGGACUGGGACUGCGACUGCGACGGUCAUGGCUCUCGCCAACAAAUACCUGGAAGGCCGACGUGAUUGUUAUGUGCUUUGGGUUCGUCGCCUGAUCAAGGACCCCAAGGACCCGGAAAGCACGAUCGCAGGGAGCAGCGACGUGCCGGUCCCGCCCCCAAAGGUCUACGAGAGCUCAAAGGCCGACUGA